AUGCCAACGGGCUUCGUGUGCCAACUUCAUUAUCGAGGUGGUGGCGCUUUGCUUUGCCAAACUUCCACCGGAGAUUCGCGGCAGUUGCCUUUUGCCCACGCCCCGCCACACGUGCGGGUUGGCCACACUGUGACGUUUUCACUGGCUGCAGAUGGGGUCGAUCUCGCGGUGGAUCUGGAGGUAUGCCAGGAGAAGGCUGCAACGGCUGCAACAUCUUCAGCAAAUGCAGAGAUGGGACGGCAAAUUAUGCAGGAAAAACCGGCAAAACCUGUGUUUGACAUAUCAAAACAACCCUCCAGGAAGCUGCAGCGAAGUAUCACCAGAUUUCAUAAUGCAGAUUUGAAAGAAAGGCUUCGGAUGAUCGAAACUGCGGAAGGUUUGCUACAUGACUUGCUGAAUGAGGUCGAGUUGGAUGGUGAUGCCAUCUGCAAGUUGCUAUGUCGCUGUGCUGGGUGGCUCCAUCCUCCAGGCUCCUUUGAAGCGAAACACGUCUCUUCCACUGAGGAUACUGCGGGUGCUGCGGUUUCUGAGCCUAGUGACUUGCAGUGCCGGGUGAGACGUUUGUUGAUCCUGGCUUUGAGUUCCUUGGAUUUGAGCGACACCACAACCUACAGGGCAGUCGAAACAGCUGUGCUACACAUUCUCGAACUGCUGCAGGGAAAGGAGAUGUCAUUCUCUGGGAACGGUAAAUCGCUUGCGAUGAGACAGUGGCAGCAACUUCAAGAGUUGCUGGUAGGAGAAGCCCUGCAAAGUGACCCGAAGAAACGAAAGGCAUCAGAUGAAGCAAGGUUGCCAAAGAAGGAUUGGUCGGCGGCGGUUGAUGGCGUGUUUCGCCCAAACAAACGCGUCAGGAGUUUGCCAGCAGUCUAUGAGGAAGACGGCGGGGAAGACUUGUCCUUGGAAAUCUUUGGAUGGCACCGUGGUGGCUCUUUGCUUUGCCAAAUUUCCACCGGAGAUUCGCGGCAGUUGCCUUUUGCCCACGCCCCGCCACACGUGCGGGUAGGCCACGCUGUGACGUUUUCACUGGCCGCAGAUGGGGUCGAUCUCGCGGUGGAUCUGGAGGUAUGCCAGGAGAAGACUGCAACAUCUUCAGCAAAUGCAGAGAUGGGACGGCAAAUUAUGCAGGAAAAACCGGCAAAACCUGUGUUUGACAUAUCAAAACAACCCUCCAGGAAGCUGCAGCGAAGUAUCACCAGAUUUCAUAAUGCAGAUUUGAAAGAAAGGCUUCGGAUGAUCGAAACUGCGGAAGGUUUGCUAAGUGACUUGCUGAAUGAGGUCGAGUUGGAUGGUGAUGCCAUCUGCAAGUUGCUAUGUCGCUGUGCUGGGUGGCUCCAUCCUCCAGGCUCCUUUGAAGCGAAACACGUCUCUUCCACUGAGGAUACUGCGGGUGCUGCGGUUUCUGAGCCUAGUGACUUGCAGUGCCGGGUGAGACGUUUGUUGAUCCUGGCUUUGAGUUCCUUGGAUUUGAGCGACACCACAACCUACAGGGCAGUCGAAACAGCUGUGCUACACAUUCUCGAACUGCUGCAGGGAAAAGAGACCUCGUUCUCUGGGAACGGUAAAUCGCUUGCGAUGAGACAAUGGCGGCAACUUCAAGAGUUGCUGGUAGCAGAAGCCCCGCAAAGUGACCCGAAGAAACGAAAGGCAUCAGAUGAAGCACCGGAAGAUUUCAAAGAAAAGGCCAAACACACAAGGAUAGGUCGGCCGCCGUUGAUGGCGUGUUUCGCCCAUCUAAGCGCAUCAGGAGCUUGCCAACAGUCUAUGAGGCCCCUGAGCAAGUUGUCAUGUUGA
Cladocopium goreaui is the source of this 1791-nucleotide messenger RNA. The record is from the annotation of a GenBank genome assembly. Lineage: Eukaryota; Dinophyceae; Suessiales; Symbiodiniaceae.